GGCGCGGAGCGGCGGCGGCGCCCGCGCGGGGAUGGCGGCUCCGGGAGCGCUGGAAGCGGCGGCCGGCGGCGUGCCGGGCACCAAGGUGGAGCUCACCGUGUCCUGCCGGAACCUGCUGGACAUGGACACCUUCUCCAAGUCCGACCCAGUGGUCAUCCUCUUCGUGCAGGGCACGGGGAGCAGCGAGUGGAAGGAGUUCGGGCGCACCGAGGUGAUCGACAACACCCUGAACCCCGACUUCGUCCGCAAGUUUGUCCUCGAUUACUACUUUGAGGAGAAGCAAAACCUUCGCUUUGACGUCUACAACGUGGACUCCAAGAGCUGCUCCAUCUACAAGCAGAAGGACUUCCUGGGGCAGGCGUUCGUGGCACUGGGAGAGGUGAUCGGGUCCCAGCGGGGCCGUCUGGAGAGAGCCCUCACGGGGGUCCCAGGGAAGCGGUGCGGGACCAUCCUGCUGCUGGCCGAGGAGCUGAGCAACUGCAGGGACAUCGUCACCAUGCAGCUGUGUGCCAACAAGCUGGACAAGAAGGACUUCUUCGGGAAAUCCGACCCCUUCCUCGUCUUCUACCGCAGCAACGAGGACGGCACCUUCACCAUCUGCCACAAGACGGAGGUGGUGAAGAACACACUUAACCCGGUGUGGCAGCCCUUCACCAUACCCGUGCGUGCCCUCUGCAACGGUGACUACGACCGCACAGUGAAGAUUGAUGUGUACGACUGGGACCGGGAUGGGAGCCACGACUUCAUCGGGGAGUUCGCCACCAGCUACCGGGAGCUGUCCCGUGCACAGAGCCAGUUCACAGUGUAUGAGGUGCUGAACCCUAGGAAGAAGUGCAAGAAGAAGAAAUAUGUCAACUCUGGCACUGUGACUCUGCUCUCCUUCUCCGUUGAGUCCGAGUUCACCUUCGUCGACUACAUACGGGGCGGGACACAGCUGAACUUCACCGUCGCCAUCGACUUCACGGCCUCCAACGGGCUGCCAUCGCAGCCCACCUCGCUGCACUACGCCAGCCCCUACCAGCUGAGCGCCUACGCCCUGGCACUCAAGGCCGUCGGGGAGAUCAUCCAGGACUACGACAGCGACAAGCUCUUCCCCGCCUACGGCUUCGGUGCCAAGCUGCCACCCGACGGCAAGAUCUCCCACCAGUUCCCUCUGAACAACAACGUGGACAACCCCAGCUGUGCCGGCAUCGAGGGCGUGCUCGAGUCCUACCUGCAGAGCCUGCGCACCGUGCAGCUCUACGGGCCCACCAACUUCGCCCCCGUCAUCAACCAGGUGGCCGGCACGGCCGCCCAGGUGACCGACGGCUCUCAGUACCACGUUCUGCUCAUCAUCACCGACGGCGUCAUCUCCGACAUGAUGCAGACCAAGGAGGCCAUCGUCACUGCCUCUGCGCUGCCCAUGUCCAUCAUCAUCGUGGGAGUGGGGCCGGCUGAGUUCGACGCCAUGGAGGAGCUGGAUGGGGACGAGGUGCGCGUGUCGUCGCGGGGCCGCUACGCCGAGAGGGACAUCGUGCAGUUCGUGCCGUUCCGGGACUACGUGGACGAGGCGGGCAGCCAGGUGCGGAGCAUGGCGCGCCUGGCCAAGGACGUGCUGGCCGAGAUCCCCGAGCAGCUGCUGUCCUACAUGCGGGGCCGCGGCAUCGAGCCCCGCCGCAACGCCGCGCAGUGACGGGAGCGUCACCGCCGGGUCCCGUCCGGGAGCGCCGCGCGCGGGGCUGCGCCGCUGUCACCGACCGCAAUAAAGCGCUCCAACCGCA
Gallus gallus (chicken) is the source of this 1760-nucleotide messenger RNA. RefSeq names its product copine family member 9 (gene CPNE9). Gene Ontology annotation, cellular component: plasma membrane. NCBI's taxonomy places the organism in Eukaryota, Metazoa, Chordata, Aves, Galliformes, Phasianidae. The record is from RefSeq and is a predicted model, not a curated record. Gene Ontology annotation, biological process: cellular response to calcium ion. Gene Ontology annotation, molecular function: calcium-dependent phospholipid binding. The transcript is spliced from 21 exons. The coding region runs from base 32 to 1672 and encodes 546 amino acids.